GGGGAAAGGGGAAGUACUUAAUUCUAUUGUACAUACUAACCUCCUGUAAUAUAAGAGCCAUAGGUGCAAUGGCAAAACUGCAAAGCACUAAAGGACUCAGGAGUCAGGACGGGAGUGACCUGAACAGCCUGGCAGAUAGGUAGAGGUACCUAACCUACCUAAAGACGCGCACUGUACUGUCCAUUAUUAUAGCCGCGUUGCAUCUGUAAUAAUUAUACACAGAAGUGAUCAAUUGAUGACAGAGUCCCAAAAGUCCCAGAAGUUAAUUUGCCUUUGGUACGUCAAUGCGCAUUUGGUAAAAUACCAUAAGCAAUCUCAACCUGUACAACCAGCGAUCAUUAUGUCAAUUCCUACACCUCGGAUUGAUGGCUACCUCUUCGCGACGACCUGAUGCGCUCCAGCGCCCACAGAAGCACUACCAGCGACGCGCCCAUCAGCAGCACACAAUUAAUCACACAACCAAUUCUAAUACCAAUAUUAAGAAUAUUAACUCAGCUAACCCAGCUACCGCAAGUCUUAACGCUAAUAGCGUGGCUGCUAAACAUGCUCAUGCUCAUGCCAUCGCGACACAUAUCAAGACGCGAAACUCGCAAAAUAUCCUUCAACAGACCAGUCCUUCGCGAAUGAAGCGCCCUCUAGAUCCCAUUGCUAAUAAUUACGACCCUUCCAAGACGAAAAGAGCCCGAAUUACUGUCGAAAUUCUGGCGAGAUCCAUUUCUCCUGCUACCAAUCAUUCCAAGUCAAUCACUGUGAACACUGCGAAGCCCCAAUCCCAGACCCAGUCCCAGACCCAGUCCCAAACUCAGACUCAGACUCAGACUCAGACUCAGACCCAGUCCGAGUUCCAAUCCCAAUCCCAAUCCCAACCCCAACUUCAAACCGAAAUUCAUACGAACGAGCCUACCGUCGCGUCAAAACAAAUUCGUCCUGCUCAACAGGAAAUUACCAAGACGGCGACAGUAAUAGAACCCGGUUUAAAAAAGCACAAGGAAAAGGCUAUCAAUGGAAUAAAACAUGAACUUGAUAGACUGCAACCAAGUGCAACCGACGCCAAUUCGGCAACAGAACGACCUGGUCGCAAGUUGCGGUCACAGGAGGCGACUCGCUUCAAGAGUGAAUUGUCAGCAUAUUUCCCCGACUAUGACGAAGUAAUCGGCAAUGAUCCUAAGGAACAACACGUUCUUAAUCUUGAUACCCCCAUUGCCCUCGUCGAUACCAAUCCCAAUACCGAUCCCGAUCCCCUCCCUAAUACUCAUCAAUCACGACCCCCCGUACCCCCUCCAGAUACAGCGCCCGAUGUUGGAGAACGACCCCACACUAUAUAUAAUACAGUGCGAACUUACGGUGACAACUUGUUCACUAAUUUGUACGACUCUCAACGCAUCGACUUUAACUUCCUCGAAGCACGAUAUCACGGCAAAGACGUGGAGGAUGCCCUACCAGAUACUUAUUUCUGGCCAGCUCAUAAAAAAGCCGAAAGGUUAGAAAAGUCGAUCCGAAAUACGGAAAAGGGUCGCGCGCAACAUGAAAAGGACCAAAUCAUUCGGUUGCUCAAUGAGCUCCAAGGCCAUGACUGGCUAAGAACAAUGGGUGUCAGUGGUGUGACUGAAAGCCGUAAGAAAACCUUCGAACCUGCCCGAGAUCACUUUAUCAAGGGUUGCGAAGCUAUUUUGGACAAGUUCCGUGUAUGGAGUCAAGAAGAGAAAAAGCGGAAGCUUAUGAAGGAACGUGCAUUAGCAGAAGAGGCAGAAGAAAAAGAAACAGAGGUAGAGGAUAACGACAACGAGCCGUCGAAUCAAGAAGCGGUCUCGGACGAGGAUGAAGAAAUGCGGGACGUUGAAGCAGACGACAUCCUGGAUGAUGUUAGCGACGGUGAUCCACCUGACUACAGUGACGCCGAUGCAUCUGCAAGGCAGCUUCUUAACGAAGCGUUAGCACGGGCCAAGUACACCGCAUCGAGCUCUAAGAGAUCUCGGGGUGAGCCACCGCCAAAGUCUCCAGAACCGUACGUGGCAAAAGAGUUCACGUCGUUCUUCAAUAAGAAACACCAACGUGAUGCAGCUCUCAACAAGAGCCGGCGAAGAGGAAGAACUGUUGUAGCCUGGGGUCAUCCCGUCCCAGACAUGAUGGAAGAGGAUUUCGAAUUACCCGAGGAAUACCGGGACGUCGAAAUAUUGAAAGCUCACGAGAGGCAAAAGAGGCGUGAAAGGCGUCAGCGUCAACAUUAAUUCAUUGAAUCGGGGUGCCAAGGUCAUGCAUCACAUCUGCCAUGGGAAUAUAUGCCAACACCGAAGCGUAAAUACAUACCUAACCUAACCUAACCUAUUUGAUAUGGACUUCCGGUUCAUUCUACUUCUCCAAUUGAAUGCAACUAGAUAUGUCCCAAAGUUUGGUUUGUAUGCGGUGCCUCUUCAUUAAAAACUAUUCUUACGUUGAAGUGUAGUACAUUCGGUUAGAACCUGUGAAAUGUUAGGAGUAGCCUGUAGGUACUUAAAUACCUACAAGACUUGCAUACAUGUACCUAAUAUUAAGUAUUCAAUCAGUACUGCCCGUAUUCAAUGUAUGCCCAAGUGUAGGGUAAAGGUAAGAUUCUGCG
Molecule: messenger RNA, 2596 nt
Organism: Daldinia caldariorum
Lineage: Eukaryota; Fungi; Ascomycota; Sordariomycetes; Xylariales; Hypoxylaceae
Product: something about silencing, SAS, complex subunit 4-domain-containing protein
Exons: 2
Coding region: 366-2228 (620 amino acids)
Cellular component (GO): SAS acetyltransferase complex
Molecular function (GO): histone acetyltransferase activity
Source: RefSeq, a predicted model, not a curated record